CAUUUGAGGAAGUGUCAAGAUAUCAACAUGUUAUGAGGAAUUUAAAACCUUUUAAUUCUGGCUGCUGUGUUGUUCUGUCAGUCCUGCACUGAUCCGUGGACAUGGAGAGAAAGCUGUGUUUCCCGCUCUUCGCAGUUCUGCUGUUUGUGAUGCUGAACUCUGCUCAAGCCCAAACUAUAGAGUCAUACUCGGAGGUCGGCGGUACCCUGAUCCUGACGCCGCCGUUCUCUGGAGCUAUAACCAGCAUCCUGUGGAAACAUGACGGUAACCUGGUGGUUGAGUUGGUGGGAAAUGAGGUGGAUUACUACGGCAAAUUUAGGGGCAUGGCAACCCUGAACACAACCACUGGACGUUUGGAAAUUAAAAACAUGAAUAAAAUUUACGCGGGGUGGUACACGGUGGAGAUCAACAACCAGGUCCAGAGUCAGGAAUACAAUGUUGAACUAAUCAAGAAAGUGCCAAAGCCUGAGGUGGUGUUCAAACCACUGAUAUGUUCCCCUGCCUUGCUCAACUGCACCAUGACCUGUGAUGGAGACACCUCAGAGGCUGGACCUGUCACCUACAGCUGGAGGGAGGGAGACGGAGAGUGGAUACCGGGGGAAAAGAACAAGAGCAUCAAGAAUGAUGAAGAGACUAAAAAGGUUAAAACCUUCUCCUGCCAGAUGAAGAACCCACUCGGUGUGGAAGAAAGUGAACCCCAACCAAAUCCAUUCUAGGUUGAACCUCCAACCUGGCCUGAAGUUUUACACCUUGUCUGAAAGAUGUUGGUGAUGAUGACACUCUUUGGGACUAGUGGAAACUGAUCUGUCCUCGUCAAGAUGGAAAUGGUAAAAUCUGAAAACAAACUAAUUUGCAGCUAAAUUCAUCGCCUUACUAACUCGUUUGAUAUUUGAUAUAUGAUGCAUAUGCAGCUGACAGCAUGUAUGAAGUGUUUAGAAGCUGUAAUUAAUGGAUUGAUUAUGGGUAAUAAAUCAUUGAUCAAUGUUUUAUAGAUCAGUUAUGAGCCACGUACAGGUUACAAACCCCUUGUUUUAACAUCUCGCAGAUGCAACAAAAAGAUUCGGUCUGCUGUAGGGUCGUCUUUUUCUUGCUCUGUAUUUUUUCUGUUAUUUUUGUCGUCUAUCCAUUUAACAUGUUACAGCUUAUUCAUCAUCAGCAUUUCACUGCAUACUGAAUUAAAAAAACUACAAAAAGA
Messenger RNA from Seriola aureovittata, 1195 nucleotides. RefSeq lists its product as uncharacterized. The record is from RefSeq and is a predicted model, not a curated record. NCBI's taxonomy places the organism in Eukaryota, Metazoa, Chordata, Actinopteri, Carangiformes, Carangidae. The coding region runs from base 102 to 716 and encodes 204 amino acids. The transcript has a single exon.